This is a messenger RNA of Populus euphratica (Euphrates poplar), 2056 nucleotides long. Its product is annotated as lysM domain receptor-like kinase 3. Gene Ontology annotation, biological process: protein phosphorylation; innate immune response. Gene Ontology annotation, molecular function: ATP binding; transmembrane receptor protein kinase activity. The coding region runs from base 1 to 1878 and encodes 625 amino acids. The record is from RefSeq and is a predicted model, not a curated record. The transcript has 10 exons. Lineage: Eukaryota; Viridiplantae; Streptophyta; Magnoliopsida; Malpighiales; Salicaceae.
AUGACUUUCCACAAUUUCCUUCUUGGUCUCCUGAUCACUUUAAUGACAACCCUAGUAGCUAUAGUUUUUGCCUCUGAUGACUCCACCAAUUCACCAAAUAUGUACCCAUUUACUUGCUCUGAUUCUGAAGACAUCAAAAUUUGUAAUGCCUCACUGUACCAUACCAACUACGACAGCUUACAGAAAGAACAGCUUGCUUCCAUUUAUGGUGUCAGCCCAGCCCAGAUCAUUUCUAUUUCCUAUGCAAGCCGACAAGACUAUCUUGUAACGGUACCUUGCUCGUGCAAAAAUAUCAAUGGCACUGCUGGAUACUUCUAUGAUGCAAUCCACAACGCAAGUCAAGGAGAAAUUUUUUCUAACGUUUCAGCUCAGAUUUUUAAUGGGCAAGCUUGGUGGGUUGAAGAUGAAGCGCAUUUGUUUAAUACAGGAUAUAAUUUCUCCAUGCAUCUGUUGUGUGGGUGUACAAAAAGCAAAUCCCAAAUUGUGGUAACAUAUACUGUUCAGCAGCAUGACACAUUAUCAGAAAUUUCAACCAGGCUAUCAUCUACAGUAGGUGGCAUACAGAGCAUGAACAUAAAUCUGAUUAAGAACCCAAGUUCCAUAAUUGUGGACUGGGUGCUGUUUGUUCCCAUGGACAGUAAACCGGCCUCUGGAAAAGGUGAAUACGAGUUCUUUCCCAAAUUUUCAAGAUCAGGAAGGGGACACAAAUGGAUAAUAAUCGUCGGCAUACUAUCUGCUCUGACAGCACUUUCAAUCAUCACAUUGGUAAUCCUCCUCCUUAGGAGAAAAGGAUGCCGACAGAACAGUGAGGACGACUCGAAACCUGUAUCCAAAAGCAUGAGCACGAACAGAGCAUUUUCCUUGCAGGAUCUGUACAAGGAAAGUAACGAAGAUGGGACAGCUUUUGAAUCAGAAAAACCAGUCGUAUUUAGUCUAGAAGAGAUUGAAGAGGCUACAAAAAGCUUUGACAAAACGAAGAAAAUCGGAGAGGGUGGAUAUGGAUGUGUGUACCAUGGAUUAUUGCGAGGACAGGAGGUUGCGGUAAAGAAGAUGAGAUCAAACAAAUCCCAUGAGUUUUUUGCAGAGCUCAAGGUCUUAUGUAAGAUCCAUCACAUAAAUGUGGUGGAACUUCUGGGUUAUGCCGGUGGAGAUGAUCACUUCUACUUGAUUUAUGAGUACGUUCGAAAUGGGUCACUUAGUGAUCACCUUCACGAUCCAUUGCUAAAAGGUCACCAGCCACUCUCUUGGACAGCAAGAGCACAGAUUGCACUUGAUGCUGCAAAGGGAAUUGAAUACAUCCAUGACCACACCAAAGCACGCUAUGUGCACAGAGAUAUAAAGACAAGUAACAUUCUACUCGAUGAGGGACUACGAGCAAAGGUUGCGGAUUUUGGAUUGGCAAAGCUUGUUGAACGAACGAGUGAUGAAGAUUUAAUAGCAACACGACUGGUAGGAACACCAGGCUAUCUUCCACCAGAAUCUGUGAAGGAGCUGCAGGUGACUUCCAAAACUGAUGUAUUUGCAUUUGGAGUAGUUUUAGCUGAGCUGAUAACAGGACAACGUGCCCUUUUGCGUGACAAUCGAGAGAGUACCAAGAUGAAAUCACUCAUCACAGUUGUCUACAAAAUUUUUGAAGAUAAAGAUCCAGAGACUGCUUUAGCAGAUGUCAUAGACAAAAAUCUUCGCAACAGCUACCCCAUGGAGGAUGUCUACAAGAUGGCAGAAAUUGCUGACUGGUGUUUGAGCGAGGAAGCAAUUAAUAGACCACAGAUGCGAGAAGUAGUUCAAAAAUUAUCCAUGAUCGUAGUGUCCUCAGUAGAGUGGGAGGCUUCGGUGGGAGGGAGCAGCAUAUUUAGUGGGGUUUUUAAUGGAAGAUGAACAAAUUGUAAUUUUCAAGUCUAUGGUGUGUUUUUGGAACGUCUUUCAUUUAAUUUUAAGAGCUUAAAAAGACCCAAAAACAUGUGUAAUUAGGAUUUGCUGUGUUAAUUUAAUUUUGUAUCACAAUGGUGCUAGUCACUAACUUUUUAACCCAUUUAGGGUGGAGUAGUUUUUGUUU